CAUCUGGCAGCCCUGGCCAUCAGCUGUUCGUUUUUGUUUACAAUUUGCCUCGUUACUUUACAUAACAAAUUUGGGAAUUUCAACAAAUAAACACGAAAUGGCGCUCUUCGAGAUGAAAUGGCUGCGCCGCUGGGUGCGACGCAACACCAAUCCCAUACCGGAGCACCGGGCAGAGCUGUGGAAGCGGCGCCUGAGCAUCGGCUACGCCGUUUUGGCCUGGCAGGCCUUCGGCCUCGUCUGCUACAUGGUCUACACCGGGCGCAACGACUGGGCCAAAUUCUACGGCUACAAGACGGAGGAGGAGCUGGCCCUGUCGCCGGCACAGCAGUUCGCCAAGCACCUGAAGGUCGAGGGCACCGGCAAGAUCAUCCGCUUCUCGGGCUUCCACAAGGUCGAGGAGGUGCCCUUCGACGCCAGCGAGGUGGAGCGAGUCAGGGAGUAGCCGCAGCGCCUUACUCUCUACUAGAUUUAGUACACCCUUCUUUUUUUUGAACAAGCGUAUCUUAAUUGUCAUUAAAGCUUAUCAAUAGGACUUAA
This is a messenger RNA of Drosophila suzukii, 537 nucleotides long. RefSeq lists its product as uncharacterized. The record is from RefSeq and is a predicted model, not a curated record. Lineage: Eukaryota; Metazoa; Arthropoda; Insecta; Diptera; Drosophilidae.